Messenger RNA from Scomber japonicus (chub mackerel), 1029 nucleotides. It is a transcript of the gene impa1, whose product is annotated as inositol monophosphatase 1. The record is from RefSeq and is a predicted model, not a curated record. Gene Ontology annotation, molecular function: inositol monophosphate 1-phosphatase activity. Gene Ontology annotation, biological process: signal transduction; phosphatidylinositol phosphate biosynthetic process; inositol metabolic process. The coding region runs from base 85 to 936 and encodes 283 amino acids. The transcript has 9 exons. Lineage: Eukaryota; Metazoa; Chordata; Actinopteri; Scombriformes; Scombridae.
AGCAAAAGAAGAAGAAGAAGAAGAAGAAAGGCGGAAGUGGGAUUAGCAGCUGAUUACUGAUUAUUGAUCAUCAGAACUUCCAACAUGGCCGACCUCUGGCAGAACGCCAUGGACCACGCGGUUAGUGCUGCACGCCAUGCUGGAGAGGUGGUGCGUGAGGCUCUGAGGGAUGACAGGAAGCAGACGGUGAUGACGAAGAGCUCGUUGGUGGAUUUGGUGACGCAGACCGAUCAGAAGGUGGAAAAACUGAUCAUCCAAUCGGUGAAGGAGAAAUUCCCAACACACUGCUUCAUAGGGGAGGAGUCAGUCUCUGCAGGUGAACCUCUCCUCCUCACAGACGCUCCCACCUGGAUCAUCGACCCGAUCGACGGGACAACAAACUUUGUUCACACAUUCCCUUUCAUUGCUGUUUCCAUCGGAUUCUCUGUUAAUAAACAGGUGGAGUUCGGGGUGGUGUACAGCUGUCUGGAGGAUAAGAUGUACACGGCGAGGAGAGGAAGAGGAGCGUUCUGUAACGGAGCGCCGCUGCAGGUCUCCGAUCAGGAAGACAUCAACCAGUCGAUCAUCGCUACGGAGUUCGGAUCAAACAGAGACGCCGAGACCGUCGACAAGAUCUUCAUCAGCCUGAGACGAGUCCUGAGCCUGCCGGUACACGGUAUACGUGGAGCAGGAACAGCAGCCAUCAACAUGUGUCUGGUUGCCAGCGGUUGCGUUGAAGCGUAUUAUGAGAUCGGGAUCCAUGUCUGGGACGUUGCAGCCGGGUCGCUCAUCGUGUCCGAGGCCGGCGGAGUCCUGCUGGACACGGACGGGGGUCCAGCAGACCUGAUGUCUCGGAGGAUCGUUGCUGCAAACAGACGAAUCAUCGCUGAGCGUCUCGUUAAAGAGAUCGAACCCUUCAGUCCAAUCAGAGACGACGCUGCGCCGGCCAAUCAGUGACGACGCUGCGCCGGCCAAUCAGAGACGACGCUGCGCCGGCCAAUCAGAGACAACGCUGUAUUUGUUUAGUUUUAUUAAAUUUGUGACAAAAAA